UCAAUCCAGUGGUCAUGGCUUUUAAAUGGGUUUGUGCCGAUCUUUGUUAUUCUCUUAUCUCGCCGCACGAAACGCAGUCCGGACGCUCUGGAAAGUCAGCUCGUAUCGGCGUUCCGGGCGGCCACCCUUCCCGACACCGAAACGCUGGACCUCCGCCAACCACCGUCCCCACUUUCACCCGGCCUUGAUCCCCACGGUCAACACCAUCAUCACCAUCCUCAUCAUCACCACCAGGCGGCUCCACCGUUGUCCCAUGCGGACUAUUCGCGCAAACGAGCGCAUCGCCACGUUUCGGAUCUGCCCGGGUUCUUCCCCAGCGGACACGGCGCGGACCUGGGUGGCCCCGGGGGCAAGAAGGCCAAGUUUUCCGCCGCAGCAGCGGCUGCCGCGGCUGCCAACUACUACGACAAUGCAUAUCUUUCGUUCGAGAAGAGUCUCCGUGGAGCGUUCGGGACGGCGGGUUCCGAGGGCCUCGAUGGCCCGGGCGGCCUCGGAGUGGUCGGUCUCGAUCCGUACGGUGGUGGAGGGGGUGCUGGGGGAGGACCCAUUGGUGGCGGACAUCAUCUGCUGUCACCGAUCAACUACACGCUCACGGCCGAAGCCAUCAAUCGACGCAUCCGGAGUACGCUCGGGUUGGACGAUCCGAUGGAUCCGCUGGGUAAGGGCUCGCCGACGGAAGGGGAGGUGUGCUGCCAGGGUGGCGGCGGUGGUGGUCCUGGUGGCCAGGGUGUACCCAGCCCGGACUGGCUCGUGGGUAGACGGCCGGCGCUGGCGGACACUCGCCCCUACACCCACAGCCCCAUCCCUCCGGCCAGCGCGUACGAGGAGCACAAGUUUUCCCCAUUUUCUCCCGCCGGAAAUGCAGGCACGCUGCACGACGACAACAACAACGUGGACAAGAAGACGUUUGUCGAAUAGAACGCAACAAUUUUGGACAAGAUUAACGUCCCUGUUGAGGGCUGCGAGUGAGUUUUGUUCUAUUUUUGAAAGGGCAAGUGAUAGGAAUGGUUAGCAAAACACACGAAACCCCCCGGAGCCUCUUUUAACGUCGGAUUUAACAGAGAUUGUAGACUUCGACACGAAGCUAGGUAAGUAGCGAGAUAAUGAUGAAACGAUCAUACAACAGAGUGGUAUGGUGGAUAUUUAAACUUUAGAAACCCAGAAGAACUGAUUCGAAAAUGAAAAAUUUUGCGAUAAAGAUUAGAGCUCGCAGGACGGCAUAUCGUAGAUUCGAGUGUCCUUGAAAAAACUAAAAGAAAUAAAAACAUAAACACACACACACAUAGAAACAUUUAAAAAGAUGACUCUACCAAUUCACUAAAUUUACUAUACCGGCAAAACAUCUAUAUGUAAAUUGAAGACGAGAACAUUUAAGAUGACUAUUCGGAGCUGAAGAAAACAGGCAGACAUGAUCGUGAGAUCGGAAAAUCUCAUGUGGUUUCACAAGCGAAAUUUUAGGUUUUGCCUCUCGAAAUCGGAAAUAAAUCUGAUUAUUUUUAGUAAAUGCUUUUAACAUUUAAAUGGUUGAAAAAAUGCAGUUUAAUACGGCUUCGCUGUAGGGCUGAAGCUUUGUUUGGUUUUUUCGUUUUUAUUUAAAUUAUUUUAAUUUUUAUUUCAUUUUCGGUCUUUCACGUGGGGAAAGACAACAACAAUGAUUGUUUUAUGAAAGACAACUCCUUCCAAGCUGGUUGAAAAUAUUUUGAUUCAUAGCCGAUUUUGUUAUUUGUUUAAAUUAGAUUUUUUUCCAUUUUUCGAGAUUAAUAAAAUUUCGAGGCAAACAAAAACCAAUCUCGAUUGCAAAAAUUCCCGAGUAAACUUUAACUGGUAAAAACAAUAAACAAGUUUUCCAAAACGCAAGUGGAACAUUACUUUCGUUAAUACAAUUUGAAAUACACCAUGAAUGCACCGGAUGGGAAGAUAUCCAAUGGAAACAACCACUUACCGAUAAUCAAAAGAAGGAAUGAAUGAAAAACAUUACUUGAAAAGUCUUUGAACAGAACUUAAGAAACAAACCCUUGGUGAUUAAUCUAGACUGAUUAGAUAAUAUACAACUUACAUCGGUAUAUACAUUAGCAACGAUCGGUUACAGGACUGGAAAUGGGGAUUUGAUAAGUGGUGUGACGAAAAUUAACAAACAUGAUACAUUUGGUAGAUAUCUUGCGCGUACUAGAUUUCGAAUAUUAAACAAGUGUAAAAGUAUAUUACUAUUAAAGAUAGCAACACGGAAAAAACACAGAAAUACAUAUAUGUAAAACGUACAGUUUCAAAAAAGGAAUGAAAACAAAUCCACACAUACCACUGCAACGCAUUGAAAAUCUUAUAUCGAGCUAGAACGAUCAGUUGUGACAUAGCAAUGUAACCAGAAUGGCAGGUCUGAUUAAGAAGACUUCGAAAUAAAUUGCAAAUAAAACAUGUUACA
Molecule: messenger RNA, 2419 nt
Organism: Anopheles coustani
Lineage: Eukaryota; Metazoa; Arthropoda; Insecta; Diptera; Culicidae
Product: ras/Rap GTPase-activating protein SynGAP-like
Exons: 1
Source: RefSeq, a predicted model, not a curated record